Messenger RNA from Scylla paramamosain (green mud crab), 10835 nucleotides. RefSeq lists its product as uncharacterized. Lineage: Eukaryota; Metazoa; Arthropoda; Malacostraca; Decapoda; Portunidae. The record is from RefSeq and is a predicted model, not a curated record. Bases 1776 to 10457 code for a protein of 2893 amino acids. The transcript has 10 exons.
CCAAGAAUUGUUUUAUGAAAUAUAUACGUAUGUGAGUUGAGUUAAUAUUGUGUACGAGAUAAAAGGAAGGUCAAGGGAAGGGGAAGGGGUGCGGAUGUAAGGCUGGAGGACAAUGAAGGGAUAGAAGAAGGAUAAGUAAAAGCCAGAGCAUAUAAAUCAAGGAGGGAAAUGGAGCAGAGGUAUUAAAAACGACAUCAAUGGAAUUAGGAAGGGAGGAGAACCAGGAAGGAAGGAAACACAGAGGGUGAAUGGGAAGGAAGAAAAUAGGUACAGAGGGUCGCAGGAAGGUAAAGAAGGAGGAAGGAGAACGAGGAAGAAAGGAAGAGAAGGGGAGGGAAGCGAGCAGGAGUAGCCACGCCCUGCACGCUGGCUGGAGGAAGCCCCGGCACCUCCUGGCGACAAGGGGCCGCGUAUGGGUGGUGGUGAUGGGUGGUGGGUGGUGGUGGGUGAGGUGAGGGGUGAGCGCCAGGCUGGGCAGCCCCGCACAUCCCUGGCGACUGGUUGAUGUCAUGGUAGUGAGGAUGAUGCUCGGUAGGUGUCUUGCAUAAACUUGAUUUGUUGAGUGAAUUAGUCCAGGGAAUUCACUGGCUAGUGGUCAUGCUCAGUUGCUAACCCGGAACGUGUGUGUGUGUGUGUGUGUGUGUGUGUGUGUGUGUGUGUGUGUGUGUGUGCGUGUUUACUUACACACAUGUGCGUGGGCGUGUUUCCGUUGUCAUGUGCGCGAGGACGUGAAAUCCUGUGACUAUGGAUGAGAGUUGCCAGCUUGGCUGUUAGUGUCACCAGCACAGGCUGUGGGUUCCCUGUUGAGUGUUCCUCGCCGGCUCAUUUGGGUACAAAAUACCCAUGAAAGUAAAGAAAAUAUGACUUUCAGUCCUCAUCACCGUAUUUGCGGCACAUUUCCUCGGGAAAAAAUAGAUGGAAAGCACGGCAAGGUGGCGCCGGGAGGGUGAACGCCGCCGGCCCUUGUUUACUGUCCCGGGGCAGUGUGCCGGAGCCCGGAGCCUCGGUGAAGGGGUGUGUGUGUGUGAUGCGGGUGCCUGCUGUGAGGGCUUGCACCGCCUUGUGGAACACUCUGGCUCAGUUGUUAGAGUGUCUUGUUGGGGUGUGAACCUCAGCCAGGCUGUGACUCCGUGACGCACGUGUGAUACAGGCGCCUCGUUCGUUAUUUACUCGUAUAUUUUUGUCGUGAAGGAGUUGCGUUGAGAGCAGGGAUGGUGCCUGGCCACGGUGCCGCGUCUGAGAUCACCCGCCAGGAGGACCUCCACGCGGCUGAUGCUGCUCGGUGAAGGCGGUGGUGCCACACAGCAACUUGUUUGCCACUAGUAUGUGGUGGAGGGGAAAAUUGGUGAACAUACAAGCCUGUGAUGGUGAGACGGAACCCGUGCAGGAAAGGCCUGUGGUGGAGCACAUGGUCCCGGGCUAGUCAUUCCGGAAGUGGCGCUAAUUAAUGUGGCGGCGUUUUUGGCGGGCCACAGACCUUGGUGUCCCGCUGAUGGGAAGAUGACAAGCCAAGGGUGGCGGUGGCCUCACUAUACUGGAGGCACGGCUUGUCUUUGUUUGUGAGUGACUAACAUUUUAUGGUGAUGGUGUUGUGUCUGCCGAUUUCAGUUCAGUGGAUUCCUUAUUGUAACAGGAAAUGGAUUUCUGACGCUGCAGUGAAGAGGGUGCAAUGACGAUACUUGUGGAAUAAUGACAAUACCUGAUAAGUAACUGAGCUCGUAGGACUGACAGUGGUGAUAAGUCACUGGAAGUUGCUCGGCGUGGACAGUGCCACCAUGUACGGGCGUCACCAGCUUCAUGAGGAGCCUGCCUCGUGUGGCUGCGGGUUGGUCCGCAGUCCGGCACGACGCAGGCGAAACAACCAACCUGAGCCUGUGUCCAGACUCUACUUUGACUACAUCAGAGUGCCCAGCCACAACCGGCAGGAGACCACGCUGGUCCACCCCGUCACUCACAAGACAGCGCUCCAGGCCGAGGCCAUCCCUCCUCCCCCUCCUGCGGCGACCCAGCGGUGCGAGGCAUCAUCGGCAGCGCCAGUCUCCAGCGGCCUCAACAACCAUGAGCCCAGGAAGGGGGCUGGCCGUCGGCGUGGAGGCUCUUGGGUGAAGACUCCAGGUGCGCGGCGGCCCGAGGUGGCCCCCGUCACCCUCCAGGGCUGGCUCUACAAACAAGGGGCCGAUGGACUCCACCUCUGGAAGAAGCGGUGGUUCGUGCUGUCAGAGUACUGCCUCUACUACUACAAGGGUCCUGAUGAAGACAAGGUGCUGGGGUCCCUGCCGCUGCCUUCCUUCAAGAUCAGCCCUGUAGACUCCGAGGACCGCGUGUACCGCCGCCAUGCCUUCAAGGCGGAGCACCAGAACACCCGCACCUACUACUUCGCCGCCGAAACCAAGGAGCAGAUGACCCACUGGAUGAACGCUCUCUCUCUUGCGUCCAUCCUCCAGAAAGACACAAGCAUUGAGGAGAAGCUGAGCAGCGGCAGCAGUGCGCGGCGCAGCGAGAGGCCCUCUGUCUCCUCCCUCGCCUCCACAGCCUCGCCCUCGGCAGACGAGAGUGAUUCGGGUUUUCACGGAUACCGCUCCCGCCGGUACCGCUCCCCUGACGGCCGCUCCCUGGACGAGGCUAGUGAAUCCUCUCGGCUGCAAGGUGACCGCCUCAACACAUCAUGUGAUUCAUCUGUCAUUCUUCGACCUGGGGAUCGUCAGCCACUCUAUGCCAACGCUCCUCCAAAACCCAAGAGGCUCAACUCCUCUCGGGAUUACAGCACUUCUCCUGAACGCUCCCCUGAAAGAGACGAGCGGGACCCACGUACAUACACUGAUCACGGUGGUGGAGGCAGUGGGGGAGGCUGCGGCAGUGGUCUAGAAACCCGUGGUGUUCAUUACCACCCACCCUCAGCAGAGCGAAGGACUCCUGAUGCAUAUGGAGUAACAGCUGGUGGAGGUCGUGGGGACUAUGAAGAUGUGUAUGGAGACAGUAAUGGCUCAAACUCUACCCCUCACAGUCCAAUACGGAGAGGAGAUCAACGAGACUCUUAUGCCUCUUCAAGGAGUGGAGGAACAAGAUUAUCAGAAGAGCUGCAAUUGUCAGAGCCAUUGAGAUCUAAAUUCUGCAGACAAGAAGACACAUUACCCAGGGAUUCGCACCACCGUCACUGCCCAUCAGGACCACCCCGGCCACACAGUGCUGAUUUUCUUGAAUACGACCGAAGGCACGGAAAAAGUGAGAUGUGGUCAUAUCGAAGAGGAAGUGGGGGUGACCUAAUAGGGCCUAAUGACACAAGACCAAAGUCAUCUGUUGGUCAGAAUGAAUCUGAUCAUUGGUCUGAGGAAAACUAUGCCCAAAAAAUGCGUCAGUCAUCUCUGUAUCACUCACACAUGCACAGUAGAUCAGCACUGCGCUAUUCUCCUGCUGGGCCCCCUGAGAAUCCCAUCAUUGACCACCACCACUUGCACAGCAACCAUAGCAGUGGGUCACAGCGGGUCCCUCCAGCUGGGGCCGCCACACCUGAUCUCUAUACACCACACAAACAGACCAUAGCACCCACAACAAUGAAUGCAACAAACAGCUUGAGGCGAGGCAUUGGUCAAGAGACACCCGAAAUGUCAAAACCAGACAUAGGCAUGGAUCCAAGGGCUGACCUGAAGCCCUACCCCAGACAUGCCCCACGACAGACCCCACCUCAGCAAGACCUAAAGCCAGAGCUGAGGCAUAAUCACAGGCCUGAUCCAUCGCUUGAUCUUCGCCGAACAUACAACUAUGAAGAUGCUGCUCAGAAGCAUGACGUCUCCCCCAACACCACACUGAACAGUGUUCCCACCCCACCAGGCAGCUACCCCAGCAGUGCCUCCCCCAAUGGCAGUGUGAAUAACAAUUUCAUGAGGUCUGCCUCAGCAAGGCUACCUCGCCAACGACUGCAGGAUGAUGUGAUAAACACUUCUCUCCCAGAUGAUACCUCAGAUGGAGACACAAGGAAGAUACAACAGCGUGAGGAAUCUAUGAAGCGGCUACUGGAGUGGAAGCAGCGAAUGCUCCAGUCUCCUCUGACCCGCAAGCCCAAUGCUCGGCCUGACGGCACCACCACACCUCAGCCCAGAACCAACCAUGAGGCUUACCGCCAGCAGGUGUUAAGUGAGCUUGCAAAUCAAGAAGCAAGAACGAAAGUCUUACAGAGUCAUUCUCACUCUCAGAGUUAUGCAACCAGCCAAGAAACACACCCAGUGCCACACACAGGCACACUGGCAGGACAGUCCUUUGAGUACACAAGCAGCCUAGGCACCUCACAGGGACAGGCCCCAUGUCAGAACAACUGGACACCUGGUAUUCAGAAUGCAAAUACGGGACACAUGCAGCAUGGUGACUCAAACCCAGGUGGCAUGUACUUCCCUCCUGGCAUGCCUAGUGAGCGUCCAGCACCUCAGGGAGGCUCCUCCCAGACUGGCUCUGACAGUGGGAGCAGCAAGAGGAGGGAGGGUCGCCGUGACGCCUCAAGAACCAGGCACAUGAGUGGUGAUGCUCGACGGUCAACUUCAGCAUCCCGAUACAACAGUUACUCCUCAGAUGAAGACGAUCUGCUGGAGGAACGAGAAACUCGGAAGAGGACAAGACGGAACUCAAGGAGGAGCAGCGCAGAUCUGAGUCGUGAUUCCAGGAAGCUUGUGAUGUCCGCUGACACCUGUAAAGGUUAUGUGGAUGAUGACAGACUUCAAGGAUCUCCAGGAAACUUUGCCAGUGAUCAUCCACAGACUGACCCAUAUGUGUCACAACAAACUUCUUUUAUUAGCACUUCAAAGUCAUCUCCUGAUUAUGUGAACAUUAAUAUCGUGAGUGAAUCCCAGGAAGGAAGAACUACCGGUAUUGUCAGGAGUGCCACAGCGGGUGUAGAAAACAAAUAUGGUGAAAAGGCAGUAAGUCAGAGGGCUGAACCUGUGUUCAUUGAAAACCAUGAAGGAUAUGAUGAGGUACAGAGGUUUGACCAGCUGCCUCAAGAAGCAGAUCAACACCUCAGUGUUCCCAGAACUUGUGAACAAAGUUUUGUGUACAGUGAUCAGAUAUAUGCUGCAAGGGAUCCCUAUUAUGUAUCUGAUGUGCAAUUACCUGCUAAAGCUGAUAAGUUUGAAGAAGAUAAGAGUGAUAUUUCUUCAAGCAUUGGACUUAAAAGAGAAUAUAACAGUUCCUAUGGCACACAGAAUUCUGUACAAAGGAAAUAUCAGAUGAAAAAUGAUUCAUUUGAAAUGACAGACUACAGUGGAGAUAGAAUAUCUGUUGACUGUAAGAACUAUCACCAUGAUAUUUCAGUAAGAGAGGAAAGCUUAGAGAAUGCUGUUGGAUUCUCUUCCUAUGAUUCUCACAUGACUCACAAGCCAGAUAAUGUUGGUAUGCAUGCAUCCCAGAAGGGCAGCUCACAGGAUGACACCACAUCCACUGGUAAGUACUCUGACAGUGGUUAUGAUACGCUGCGAGCAGAAAUGUCCCUUCGCAGAGAUGAGAGAAGGAACCCCAGACCAGGUGCUCUGUGGACGCCGGAUAGUCUGGAUAGCAGCCCUGAGUGUUCCAGUGUGGUGCGGAGGCGUGGCUUUGACCAUGCAGGGAGACGGCCAGAGACCUGGAGCCCUGAGAAAUUUGACAGGUCAUGGGGAACUAUUGACUCAGACCUGAAAUCAAAAGUAGAUGAGUCAAAGGUUGUGAAGGAAUACAGCUAUGAAUACAUUACUCCUGAGAAAAGCAGUGAUGCUUCUUUACCAGACAGUUUUGCAAAUUCCAGCAAGAAUUUCAAGAAAUCAUCACCUUCCCUGACAUGCCUGGAGAGUCCCAGGAUGGUGCAGGAAACACAGCAAGCACAGAGCCACAUGAAUUUAGUUCAGGAUCGCAUUAAGAAAUUUACAUCAAAAGCUUUAGAGACCAAAGAAAAUUAUACAAAUAAUUAUGUUGGAGAACCACAAAUAAAUAUGAGUAAGUUUGGAGAGUCAAGUAAGAAUAGUAAAAUGGCAUGCAUAAAUUCAGAGGUUCAGAAUUUUAGAGAGCCUCUCAAGGAACCUUUAAAGCCUCUCUCACCUCAGAUCAGGAGCUCCGAAGCAUUUGUCUCUCCUUUGAAAGCUGAAUUUGCAACAUCUGAAUCUACUGUAGUAACAGCACAAGAAGCUCAGGUCAAGAAUGUGUCUGAUUACAAGAGAAGAGAUGAGGUGCUGGGCUCCCCACUGCCUGAGGAAUGUCCUCCUUCCAGUCUCAGGCUCAAUUCAGUAUCUGAACCUUCAAGCAUAGAGUACCGUGAGCGAGAGCUGAGGAGUCCUCAAGACAUCAUGGACUCCAGGCUGAGUCGUACAAACAUCAGGAAAUUCUUGUUUGAUGAUGAUGGUCACCCUGCAGAACCCAAGCUUGAACAGCAAGCAAACACCAUAAAGCCUCCCCUGAUGAAGAAGCCUACCCAGACUCGCUCAGUGAAAGCCCUUCUGAAGAACUUUGAGGAGAAGUCACUAGAACAUAUGGAAAGGGUGAAUCUGAAUCAGGAUUGUUCAAGGAAAAAAUUCCAUAGUGAUUCUGAGAUGUUGUCAAAUGAGAGCUCCAGUGAUGAGUGUCAGAGUGAGGACUUGUUCACUGCUGCCCCAGAGAAGACAACUUUGUCUCCCACAUCCUCAGUCUUGGCAGAGCUCCGAAAGUCUGCUGAUGAUAAGAAGGAUGAUGCAGCACCACUUUUGCCACCACCCAGGCCCCCAAAGAAGCCAACACUAGGUGGGGAAAUGGAUGCUGUGGUAACUCCUGGUUAUCUGAGGUUGAGUCUUACAGAAUCCAUUCAGGAAUCUCUUAAGGUGCAAGAAGACAGUGAGAGUGGUGCUGAUGAGCCCAGCUGGAUGGACACAACCCUCAACAGUGAGCAGGGCAAGCAGAGCAGCCCACCACUCAGUAAUGGUGAGUCAGCAAUUCCUGAUUUAGAUAAGCCUCCAGAAGAAGAGGCCCCACCACCACCACCUUUGUAUCCUCCCACUGAGGCCCAGAAUCCAGUAAUGAGACCUGAUCCAUACAAUGAGGAGAACUAUUUGCCCAUGAGUCCACCUAAGAAACUUAGCCAUGGGUCUAGUAUCCUUGCUCCCGCCAGCUCUUGUAGUAGCCUAAGUAGCAAGCACCUGCCCACACCAGAACCAGUUUAUCCUGAUAUCUUUGCCAAGACUGAAUAUGAAGAGCACACUUACAUAGAGAUGAGUGGAGAUGCCUCAUCCAGUGGAGCCUCUGUUUUGGCCCCAGGUGGUCCUCCCAGGUUUGAUUUUGGCAGGACAAAUAGUGAGCUUUUAUUUCCUCCUGAAAGUCCCAGAUAUUAUGAAAUUGGUGACAAGGAUGAGUGCCAGCACUAUGAAUAUAUUUACAAGGGACAACCCCACUACGAAGCAAUAUAUAUGGAAGUUCCAAACACUGAAAAGGAGAACACCGGAGAAAGUGAAAAGCCUCAGAUUCCAAAUAAGCCAGAUGAACUGAAGGCUCAGCUCAGUGCAGACAGAAACUAUGCCUCAGAAUCUGCCCUAAACUCUUCUAUUAGUAAGCUAGAUUUAAAAUCUCAGUCUAAUGCAUCUUCUGAUGCUGAUGAUGAGGCUUCCAAGGACCUGGAGAGUCUUGACCCUCCCCGCAACCCUCGCUUCAGCCUGUCAGACACCUUCCGACCAGCUUCUUAUUACCUGAGUGGUGCAGAACCAUCUAGUGAUCCUGAUGCACAAGACUCCUCAGACUCUGACCUUGUACCACCACCCCCAAUACCCAUGAGUCCACCACCACUGGAUGACCUGGAUACUGGAGGUCCCAAAGCCAAAAACUUUGACUUUGAUAACCUGGAGACACCAGAUCCUCCGCCGCAUCUUCGAAAUGCACUAAGCUCUUCAAGGUCUUUAAGAGUCAGUCAGAGCAGUUUACGUGAUGACCUCAGUUCCUCCAGAUCUUCAAUUGGAAAAGAUAAAAGAAUUUAUGAAAAAUCUGAGUCUUCACCAAGUCUUCACGCUGACAAGUUGAAACGAAGACCUGUCUUUGAGGAGACUCUGGAGAGUCUGCAUGAUGAUGACAAUUUUAUUUUGAGAUCUGAGGACCGAUACCCAGCGUCAGCAGCCUACCCUGAGGACUGCUCAGCACCAGCAGCUGAGAAGUUCCAACGAGAUAGACGGAAGCCUUUCCCGCAGUGUGCUGAGGACGUCCUGCUCCCUGGAGACAAACACGAACCUUCUGCUCGCCCCAAGUCAGCACUGGACCACAAUCCAUCUUUCCAGGGGAAUUUAGAUACAUCUUACUCCUCAAAUAAUGCUGAAAAUCCAUAUGUUAAUGAGGCCUUCCAGCAGAGCCUGAUGCAGCCUGCUAAUCCCUAUCAGAGUCCAGGGGAUGGAAGGGAGUACUGUAAUAUCCCAUCAAAUGCAAAGAUGUUUAUGCAGCCAGAGAGAGAAAGAUCAAACUCCACUGGUUCACGACCAAAGUCUCCUGACCCCUAUGCUGAACGCAAUGAACUUUCUACUUACCAGAAUGUUCCUGCACCAAGAACAUCACUGUCAAAAAGAAAUUCUCCUCAGACCACAUCAGGUAGUGUUGAGCCAACAGGAUCACCAAUGAUCGAUGCUCUUCGUGGUGUUCACAGUCCAGUAGUACAUCUGCAGCCAAAUCAUCAGAGAACAUCAUCAGAGGCUUCCUCUCGUAGUGUGGUGAGUCCAACAGCCAGUGUGCUGUCAGGCAGUGGCAGCCUGGCACCCAUUCACCUGAGGGCCACCUCCAAUGCCUCAGUGGGAAGUGAAACCAGUCCACGCUCUGCACCGUACUACUACUCUGACGUCAUCCGUGAUGAUGCAGCAGCGGUUGCAGACGGCUUAGUUGGAACUCCACGCUCUCGGUCUUACCAGCUUAAUAAUCAGCGAGAUCUGGAAGCCAAUAAAAGACAAGACAUCGGCAGGAAAGUUAACCAGAUCAGCAGUUCUUCUGAUUUUGAACAAAGACGAGAAAGAUUAGCACAUGAGUUAAGGACAUCAAUGGAGUUCCUUGAAGGUAAAACUGUGUCAUCACCAGAUGAACGCAAUGUGUAUGAUUCUGACACUUUGCGUAAGAUGAAGCGGCGUGCUUACACACCUGAUCCUGAACUGGAUUCCAAGAAUGUGUUCCCUCAUGGCCUCUCCAUCAAGACUGACAGUCCUCCUUUGGGUCCUCCUAUGGGUCAUCGUCGAACCCGAUCCCUGGAGGGACUCCUUGAUGACCCUCCUCGUCCUUUUGUUGGAGAAUCUAACAGUGUUCAAAGUCCCCAUGAUGUCAACAAGAUGUGUGGUGGAGGCCCAUCUCAGGGAUCCAACCGGGCUAACACCGCAGCCUUUCCCAGCAGUUACUCAGCUCACUUUGGCAUGAGAGGAGGUGCAGGAGCUCCUUUGAACUCAGCCUCCCCCUCACCACAGGCCCCAGUUACUUCAAAUCGAGGGACGGUUUCUCAGAUGACUAGUCAACGAGCCUCUGUGAGCAGCUUCCAUAGCAGUGGAAGCCUGCCUCAGAGGACUACUUCUCCUUACGCUACGUCACCUCUGCCUGUGUCCCCUGUACCCCCUUACCAAGUGGGUAGCCGUGACAGUCUUGUCAGCAGGGAGAGCUCCACGAGUCGUAUCUCCAGCUAUGAUCCCCGAGUUGGUAACGAGCCACGUAGUCCCUCCAACCAUGAAACUCUGCACGAGGAGCAGGACUGGGAGGAUGAUACUCAGUGGCGUGAACAGCUUCGACGAGCUUCUUUGCGUCACACAAGAUCACUAGAAACCCUGGAUGAGGGACGGCCACGACGUGUUGGUGAUGGCGCCAGUAGAGAAGGGCGCCCUCCUGCCAAGCUUAGUGUGCCAAGCAAUGCCUGUCCAGUCCCUCAAGAAAGCAAUCAACAGAGAUUGCAGCAGCUCCAUUGGGAUGAGUACACAGUGGACUACAGGGAAGGACGCCUUGGCUCAAACCAGUACAGAAACAGCGGUCCUCUUCACUCUGAGACUUUGGAGAGAACCCGCCGUGGCCUCACCUGCCUUGAGGGUUACGAGUGGGAUGAGGCAGAGGAAAAGUUCAAGAAGCCCGGCCAGGCAGGGCGUCCCCAGCAACCUCUGCCACAGACCCCUCCCAACUCUGUACCACAUCAGCCUUUUUUAGUCGACGGCCUCCCACCUUCACCCGGGACGGAGGGCGAGGAACAGCGUCAGUGCCAGGUCAGCCCGGCGCCGCCCCCCGCCCACGCGCCUCCCUCCCCGCCUCCGCAGCUCCAGCAGCAUUUUUUAGCGGGCGGCGGUGAGGGCUCAGACGCAUCCUCGGGGGUAGGAGGGAGGCCCCCUGAUGAGUUUCAGGGGCGGGAAGAGCCUCCGGCCACAUCGCCCGCUUCGCCCGUAGCGUCCCCAGCACCGCAAGACGCCACCUCCACACACCCAGUGCCUGAUGUUAUCCCUCCACACGGUGAGUACAAGCAACCUCACCUGCCUAUGUUCAGCUAAAGACAGCCACGGUGACAGUCUUGUUGCUCUGCCAUUGAGAUGCUUCCAGCCCAAACCAUAAUGCACUGGGAUUCAAUUUGUUUACAGAUAAUCCUUCAAACUUACAAGGAAGGAGUAUCGCUUUUAACGUUUGCAAGUACUGUAUAGCCUGUUCUGUAUGAUUGGAGGAGUACUUCCUGGAAAGUUGGUGGGUUUUGUUAGUUUAUAAUAUUUGGACGUAAUUUUCUUGGUAACAACAAAAGGCGCCGCGAAGGCAAGAUGUUAAUUAUGUAUUGUGCAUUUCUGUGAAUAGUCUAAUACAACCCUCCCAUACUAUGCAGUCAGACGCUUUCCCUUUAUCCCUGAAUUGUUAAGAGAAUGAAGCAUCAAAAGAAAUCA